GAUUGCACCAAUUAUUCGAGGAGACGUUUCUGUGGAGCAAACAUUAACGACACAAGUUUACGAGAUAAUCAUUUACAAAAAAGACAAGAGUGUGAAGUAGGCGACAGGCGGCCAUCGCGACCUCAUUGUGUGUGUGUGUGUGUGCGUGUGUGUGUGUGUGCGUGUGUGUGCGUGUGUGUGUGUGUGUGUGUGCGCGUGUGUGUGUGCGCGUGUGUUACGUAAUCCUCCACGCAGCACGCACGUCGGGGCGUGGGUGUGUGAAGAGAACGACGCACCCGGAAACACACGCACAGAAGAGCGCGAUCGGAGACUUCACUGACGUCGGUUAGUCGCUCUGUUUUCAUCUGUCGACCACGAGCACGAGCGAUAUCUUUCAGAUUGCCAAGAUGGUUGUGCUAUCUAAAGAUUAUGGAUAUGUGGUGUUGACUGGUGUUGCUAGUAUGGUGAUGAUUGGACAUCUGGCCAUGAAAGUUGGCAAAGCCCGCAAGAAGUACAACGUACAGUAUCCUCAGAUGUACAGUAACGACCCAGAAACUGGAAACAUUUUUAACUGCAUCCAGCGUUCGCACCAAAACACCUUGGAGGUCUACCCCGCCUUUCUUUUCUGCCUCGCAGUCGGUGGGGCCCACAAUCCUCGUCUCGCUAGUGGACUUGGAGCUAUAUGGAUCAUAAGCAGAGAGGUGUACGCACAUGGGUACUCUUCAGGGGAUCCUAAAAAAAGAAUGCGGGGAGCGUUUGGGAACGUGGCUCUGCUCGGCAUGAUGCUGUCCACAGCGUGCUUCGGCCGCACCCUGCUUGGCUGGACUGGACCACGGAUAUAUCCCUUCCGUCACAGUGAAUGUUGCUAAUGAGAAUGAAGUCUUCAGGACCCAGUCAUUCACUUUAUGAUAACAUGCUAACCUCUGACCAAUUCAACACGUGAAGCCAGGUGAAGGUUAUGUUAAGUGCCCCGACUGGUUCUCCAAUGAGGAAAAAAAAACUCAUAUCGGAUCAUGGCUGAUUUCUGAAGUAGUUGGCCA
This is a messenger RNA of Cyclopterus lumpus (lumpfish), 1019 nucleotides long. RefSeq names its product microsomal glutathione S-transferase 3a (gene mgst3a). The record is from RefSeq and is a predicted model, not a curated record. Gene Ontology annotation, molecular function: glutathione transferase activity; glutathione peroxidase activity. NCBI's taxonomy places the organism in Eukaryota, Metazoa, Chordata, Actinopteri, Perciformes, Cyclopteridae. The coding region runs from base 387 to 848 and encodes 153 amino acids. The transcript is spliced from 6 exons. Gene Ontology annotation, cellular component: membrane; endoplasmic reticulum; nuclear envelope.